Molecule: messenger RNA, 1918 nt
Organism: Sycon ciliatum
Lineage: Eukaryota; Metazoa; Porifera; Calcarea; Leucosolenida; Sycettidae
Exons: 11
Coding region: 353-1405 (350 amino acids)
Cellular component (GO): plasma membrane
Molecular function (GO): protein binding
Source: RefSeq, a predicted model, not a curated record
CAUUGUGUGAACUGAAAACAACUACAUGUCAAUGUAGGUCUACCGCGUACCGGUACAUUAUUAUUAUGUCAAAGAACUGCAAUCACUAGACAGGAGAGAGUACAUGUAGGCCAGUGUCUAGGCGAUGGCGGCAAGUUAGUUCGAUACAGUGUAAAUUGUGCUGAUAAACAGUUUCCCCGAUCGAUCACGACUGCGGAAGAACGUUUUCUCGAGCUGCAAAGUGCAAUCCAUUUCAAGCGUAGUUUGGCGUCCGACAGCAAGCUUCGCGAAGCCUUCGCUGCGUCAGCUUGGCAAAAAGAGUUUCCGCAGUUUGGUCACUUCAGACUUCGUGGUUAGGGCCAGAGAGAGAAAAAUGGCUGGCUGUCUGCUGCUCUGCCGAAUCCUUCUUCUUCUUGGAAGCUCUCUGGCACUGUCUGACACUAGUACGACACAGUACACCAAAGCAGCUGUCACACUACCCACACCACAAACGGGUAUGCAAGAAGCAAAGAACGCUACAACAAAGACACGGCCAUGUCAUUCGCAACUCGAGUUUCCCUGUGGCAAUGGAGACUGUGUUCCCCUCAUGUGGAGAUGUAACAAGAGGCGAGAUUGCCUAACCAAUGAAGACGAGAUCAACUGUACAGCACGAUCCACCGAGGCAGCAGGAAAGAACGCUACAACAAAGAAACGGCCCUGUCAUCACAAUGUAGAAUUCAGGUGCGGAAACUCGCACUGCAUUCCCCUCAAGUGGCUGUGUGACAAUGCAAGCGACUGUGUAGACAACGAGGAUGAGAAAUAUUGUAAAGAUGCAGCCGCUACAAGCAAACCACGGAUGGGAGUUGCAACUGCGAAUGCAUCAUCGCCUACCCAUGCACCUCCCACACCCAUCAUACCCGCAACAACAGAUGCACCAAGCCAAGCCGGUACCAGUGAGAAGCGCACGACAGCAACGAGAGCAUCGCCUACCCAUGCACCUCACACGUCUGUCAUACCGGCUACAACAGAUGUACGAGGCCAGCCCAAUACCAGUGAGCAACUCACGACCGCAACGAGAGCAUCGCCUACCCGUGCAUCUCCCACAUCCGCCAUACCGGCAACAACAGAUGCACCAAGCCAACCCGGCGAUACCAGUGAGAAACUCACGACAGCAACGAGAGACCAAUCAGUAGCUCAACCUACCAACGCCAGUGAGUUUGCAGCACACCUGAGAGUUUCACCUACUGAUAAAGGUGCAAGACACCCGGCCAUGUUAAGGCGGACACAGUUCAUACUAGUCAGCGCGGGCCUGGCCUGCCUGGUGUGCGUCAUCGCCGGUCUCCUCAUGGUCAAACGAUCCAGACGCGCGAAGCGCAUGCUCAGGUCCUACGGCAGCGAUAGAGUACAGUACGACGCUCUGGAUGCCGAAAACCUCAUCGUAGCUUGAAUACGGAACGCCAGGCACUCAGGCAAUGAUUCACGGUCGGCCAUUAGCGUGUCUCAGUACCCUCAUCUCCGUUACCUUUGACACGCAGACGGCAUACAGAAUCGUGUUUUCCGUACCGGCCUAUGCGUUCAAAGAAUGGGCCCUGCACCAACAUGUCCAUCUCCAUGGUAACUGUAUGGUUCAUCAAAUUGCUACGGAGCGCACUAAUCCGCUGCUUCAACUGUCUCACUUCUCACUCCCUACUAGCUCAUGUUAUUAGUUCUGGUGUUUUUUGUUUGUUUUGUCUUUGUUUUUUCGCUUGGGGCUUCUCUCCCUCCGUUACUUUAGACGAACUCCACCAUUACCCAACACCGCCCCCUCGGCCGAUGCACUCACUGCAACUUUUACCCAACCUACCCGUAACCCAGGUGUUCUCACUUUAUAAUCAUUCUCUUCAAUUUUGUUCAAACGUUUUCUUGUGACAGCCUCGACUUGACGUAGUAUAUUUGCGAAAUCAAUAAUUAUACGGGUCAU